Messenger RNA from Drosophila melanogaster (fruit fly), 3072 nucleotides. It is a transcript of the gene PIG-N, whose product is annotated as phosphatidylinositol glycan anchor biosynthesis class N. Lineage: Eukaryota; Metazoa; Arthropoda; Insecta; Diptera; Drosophilidae. The transcript is spliced from 2 exons. Gene Ontology annotation, biological process: GPI anchor biosynthetic process. Gene Ontology annotation, molecular function: transferase activity; mannose-ethanolamine phosphotransferase activity. Bases 29 to 2713 code for a protein of 894 amino acids. The record is from RefSeq and is marked reviewed. Gene Ontology annotation, cellular component: membrane; endoplasmic reticulum membrane.
UCAUUUAAAAAUAAACAUUCCCGUUGAAAUGUGGAUUGCUUACGCCCUGGUGGUCCACGUACUGCUUCUAGGCUCAAUUUUCGUGAUCUACUUUCGUUCGCCGGUGAUCACGGGCCUUACUCCACAGAAGCAUCUUUUAUAUUACGGCUUGGAGCCACCGGCGAAUCGUUUAGUGCUGAUCGUGACCGAUGGAUUCCGUGCCGACUCCUUCUUUGAGGAGAACUGCCGCUAUGUGCCCAACCUGCGCAAGAUCUUCUUGCGGGAGGGCGUCGUGGGCGUGUCACGCACUCGUGUGCCAACGGAAACCCGUCCCGGACACAUCACCCUAAUUGCCGGACUCUACGAGGAUCCAUCGGCAGUGCUGCGCGGCUGGAAAAGUAAUCCCAUCGAUUUCGACACCGUAUUCAACCGAAGCUCACAGACCUACGCAUGGGGCGCGAACGAUGUUCUCAAUGUGUUUUCCCAUGUGUCCAACGGUGGCGAAAUAAAUCUCCGGUUCUACAACCACGAUCUGGACUUUUCGCCAGGCUACGAUGCCUACGAGGAAGACGAGUGGGUUUUCAAAAGGGUGAAGUUGUUGCUCCAGCAGAAGAGAGAAGCCCUGCAGCGGGCACAGAACGUCGUGUUUUUUCUGCACCUCCUUGGACUGGACACCGCUGGACAUGUCCACAAGCCAGGCGCGCCAAAGUUUCGACGGACCUUGGAAAAGACGGAAAAAGGUGUUUACGCAAUAUACCAGGAGUUCGAGCGGGUGUUUCCCGAUAAGCGAACUGCUUACUUGUUGACCGCGGAUCAUGGAAUGACGGAUUCGGGUGCCCACGGUUCUGGUUCGCCCCAUGAAACGGACACCCCUUUUAUGCUCUGGGGUGCAGGAGCCUCGCGGGCCGUUCCCAAACCUGGAGGGCGAACAUUUAUGCCCAACAAUGAGGGUCCUGCAAUGCCACUGCACGAAUUGGAGCAAGCCCAACUUACACCCCUGAUGUCCGCGUUGUUGGGUCUCGCACCGCCCAUGAACAACUUUGGGAAGUUGCCGUUGGGUUACUUGAAUGUCAGCAAGGAAUACGAGGCAAUGGCUGCCCAUGUAAACGCUCUGCAGCUACUAGAACAGUAUGUGGCCCUGCAAAAGCAGCAUAAAAAGGGAUUUUUCGCGGAUAUUUUACUCGAGUAUGAUGUUUUAAACGCCGAAGCGAUCAAACGAUACAAGGAUACUAUCGUACAGCUGCAGAAGAAGAGGGAGUAUUCACUUUGUAUAGACAAGAGCCAAGUCAUCAUGUCGCAAGCCCUCGAGGGCAUCGAUUACUAUCACGGAUACUACCGUAGAGUGCUUUUACUGAGCACCACUUCCACAUUCCUGGGAUGGAUGUUCUACAUCUACCGCCUUCUGUCUAGGAACAGGGCCAGUAAAGUGGAAUUGGUCCUCGAAAGGAGUAACAAAAUAGUCAGAGUGAGCAUAGUUAGUUCAGUGAUCGUGCUCAUUAUUUGUUUGCUGAGCCAAGGAACACCACUGGAUAUAUCCUUUUAUCUGCUGCUUCCAUAUUUCGUUUGGCUUAAGGCUUUGCAACCUUGGAACAUUAACUUCUCUUCAUCGCCAGCUUCAGCGUAUAGUGUGCCGGCCCUGCAGACCUCAAUGUGGCAGCUUGUGUUACUCAUCGCUUGCGCAGAGCUAAUGGUCUUUACCUUCUUCGAGCGCCGCCUCAUCGCGCUGUGCUUCUGCGUCUUUGCCUGCUACAAUAGCUGGGAAAAUUUUCAAUGGAAAUCCAGGGAUUUCUUUUCCUGGCUGGCAUUGGUCCUGAUUCUGUCAUGCUUUCCGCUGCUGCCGCUGUCAGUGGGCUACCAAAAUGGAUACCUGCUUGGAGCUGGAGUUAUAGUCAUUUUUACGAACUCAUUUUGGAAUUCUAAGUCGAGAUUAUGCUACAGGAACCACACAAAGUACUCUAAUGCCUUGAUACUGCUGCAAACUAUAUUGUGUGCUUAUCUUCACUCAAACGGCAUUAAUAUACCAAUUCCAUUGAAAUUGGCUAGCUGGUUGUACCUGGUAUACGCCUUUGCAUCUAUAUUGCUGAGCAAAGAAUCAAGACUGGAUUUGCGUCUCGCCCAGAUUGGCUUUAAUUUGGGAUCUCUCUACGCAACACUAUGUACGUCCUAUGAGGCUGUGUUCGUUCAAUUGCUGACUAUAGAGCUGAAUAUCUCGUUGAGGGCUCAAAGUGCGCGGGCAGAGAGAUCAGUUCUCCGUCUGGCCUUCACCCUGCUAUUGUACACCUUCUUUUCGCUCUUUGGAUCCGGAAACAUAGCGUCAAUCAGCUCCUUUGAUCCGAACAUCGCUCGCUGCUACCUCAGUCAUUUUGCUCCCUUUGUAAUCAUGGGUCUGGUGCUACUGAAACUACUCGUUCCUGUGGUGCUUAUCAUGUCGGUGAUCUAUGCCAACAGCGAGUUUGUACGCCAGCACGAGGAGCAGAUCUUCAUCUGUCUGCUGCUCAUUUGCGAUGUAAUGGGCCUGAACUUCCUAUUCCUGGUACGGAACCAGGGCUCCUGGCUGGACAUCGGUACGUCCAUAUCACACUUCGUUAUCAUGGAGGUAACCACGCUGGUGAUGCUCGUGAUCUUCUAUACCGCAAAGCAGCUGCUGCGAGUGAUUCCUUGGGAGGAAAUAGACUUCAAAAUGUUGCCGCUGCGUUUAAUCCACUGGGAUGUGAUCAGCGCCAAACAUCACUAGUCCUAUAACCGAUUUGACAAACAUUCGAGCUAAGCUUAAACAUUUAUGUUCGAUAAUAUUUACAACACUAAUUAAGAAUUAGUAACAUACACAUGUAAAUUAUAGAAUCUAAUGCUAGGAAUGUGUCUGCGUGUAGGUGAGGGUCAGGGUGGAUCGAUUUCAUGGACAUCCAAAUCUGAACUUAUAAGGAAGACAAAUACUUAUUUGAAAACAAGACAAUUUUUUACUGAUUCUGUACUGUACUGACGCAUUUAAGAAUGUAUUAGAAACACCAGUAUUGUUACUAUUUUAAACAUGAAUAUAUUAAGAAAUUUAAAACACUUUUGAUAGUUAAAAAUAAAUUGUAAACUAAUCAUAUU